AUGGAAAAGACAUGAGAAUGUUGCUGACACCAGCAUUCACAUCUGGAAAGAUGAAGUCAAUUUUCGUUUUGAUGGAAAAAUGCAGUAAACAGCUCAACAUUUAUCUCCAUGAGGCUGUUGGGCAAAAUCCAGUUGUUGAAGUUACAAAUGUUUUUGCUCGGUUUACAAUGGACGUCAUUGCAACUAGCGCUUUUGGCGUAGAAACUGAUUCAAUAAAUAAUGAAAACUGUCAGUUCUUUACAACGGUGGGAUCAUUGCUGAAAACAACGAAAGCAAGAUUUUUCCGGAGGUUUCUGGUUAAUUUCUUUCCUACACUGGUAAAAUUCUUACCAGUUCAACUUAUUCCACCAGAUGUAACAGAUUUACUAACAAACUCUGUUCGUCAGUCUGUGGUUCACAGAGAGAAAAAUAACAUAAAACGAAGUGACUUCUUAAAUGUCCUUAUUGAAAGUAAAAAAUAUAACGGUGAAAAUUUGGAAAAAAGUACUUCUGUAUCAAAACCCUCAAAAGGCCUCACCAUAGAACAGAUGACAGCACAAGCUUUUGUUUUCUUCAUUGCUGGCUACACAACUGAUACAUCUGUUAUGUCUUUUUGUCUGUAUGAGUUAUCCAUCCAUGCUGACAUACAAGAGGCACUUUACCAAAAUAUACAAGAGGCUGUGGAGAAACACAAUGGAGCCAUCACUUAUGAGAGUUUACAAGACAUGCCUUACUUGGAUCAAGUUGUUAAUGAAACUCUACGUCUUUAUGGGUCCGGUCAAAUCAUUAUAAGGACAUGCACUGAACGCUACAACAUCCCAAACACUAACAUUCAUGUAGAAAAAGGUGUGCGAGUAAUUAUUUCCUUCUUAUCCCUCCAUCACGAUCCUGUGUAUUUUCCUGACCCUGAUGAGUUCAGGCCGGAGAGAUUCACCCCAGAAAAAGUAAAAGAAAGACAUCCCUUUGUGUUUUUACCAUUUGGAGAAGGUCCCAGAAACUGCAUUGGAAGAAACUUUGGCAUGCUGCAAAUUAAGAUUGGGCUUGCGACAGUGAUUUCAAAUUUUAAAGUUGAUUUGAGUCCAGAGCAAGAAGUUCCAAUAAAAAUUGAUACCAGAAGCAUUGUUGUUACACCUGCUAAUCCAGUUCUAUUGAGAUUUACUCCUAGAAAAAUGAAUGGUUCUUUGAUCUGAAUGGCUAGUUACACUGUCUAUAAUUAUUUUACUGUCAAAAAUAUGUUAGAAUUUUUAUAAAUAUUUUUCAUAUUGUAAUUUUUAUAAAAUUUGUAAUUAAUCAAAUGUAUUCUAUAGAGCUACAUAAUAAAAUGUAUUAUGCAGAGCUUGCAGUGGAGAAAACAGUGUGUCAGACUAGGCACUUAAAUGAAGACAUGUGCUUAAACAAGAAACCUAUCUAAGAUGUCAUUCUCAUCAAGUAAUACUCAGUUUUUUUUAAACACAAUAUUUCUCAAACAAGAUUGACGUUUCAUACAAAAAGCUUGGAAAAUCAUUGGAAAUAAUGCAAAUUAUGCAUGUUGUUUAUUAAAAUACAUGUUGAUUAUUUUUACUAUAAAAAAAUCUGUGAAACUUAUUAGUUAUGGCAAUUGUGUACUUAUACAUGUACUAUGUAAGUGAUUUUUUUGACAAUUAUAUCUUUCUUAUCAAAAUA
Homalodisca vitripennis (glassy-winged sharpshooter) is the source of this 1641-nucleotide messenger RNA. RefSeq names its product probable cytochrome P450 6a13. The record is from RefSeq and is a predicted model, not a curated record. Gene Ontology annotation, molecular function: iron ion binding; oxidoreductase activity, acting on paired donors, with incorporation or reduction of molecular oxygen; heme binding. NCBI's taxonomy places the organism in Eukaryota, Metazoa, Arthropoda, Insecta, Hemiptera, Cicadellidae.